GCAUUGGGUGAAAGUGAAAGUAUUUAAGUGAAGCGCAGCAGAGGGAAGACGUCUGGCCGUGAGGAUGGUCUUUACCAGUCUGAGUUUACUUGGUGAACAUGUUUUAGAUCUCCACAGAGCUGUCAGAUGGAUCUGGCUUCACUCUCCUUCUCUUUCUGCGCUAUGAUCGUCUGUCUGCUCGGAGCCGCGCGCUGCUCCAUCGACGACAAAAACAACUGUCCAUGUCCAAAGAUUUCUUCUUUUCCUCUUACUAAACCUCCACCACCGACCUGUUAUAACAACACCUUUCGGUACACGUGUAUAGACGGUUAUGUGAGGAAAGUGGGAACCUCGAACCUCAUCAGAUGCAAGCACACUGAAGGUGCUUCACAGUGGACCACGCCCACGCUUCAGUGUAUACCUAACCCACUGAAAACCACAACACAACCACCAGAGACAUCAACAGUAACAAACAUUAUCACUGUUACUUCCCAGAACUUCAGCAUUACCACCACAGUCGCAUCAGCUUCCACUAGCCUGCAGGUGACUCAGAGUGGAAGUGUCUCAACCUCAGUAGCUACAGGAAGAAGCAGUGCAGAGACAACCUCAUCUGAUUCUGUGAUGAGGACUAAAGCAACGGAUAGGACAACAUCGAUCACAACCACCACUAAGCCUUUCAGUGGAAGCACAGUUACUCCUCCUGUGUUUGAUCCAAGAAUUGACAAAACAACAACAUCAGCAAUCAGCUGCACUUUACUGGUGAUGGUCUGUGCUUUCAUCGGGAUCAUCUUCUUAUAUUAUAGAAGGAGGUCCAGAAGCAACAGCCCUCCAUCGACAGGGGAAGAAAGGGUUUCCAUGACUUAUGCUCCACCUGGACCAUAGAGUUUGACCCUAUGACCUUCUGCUCUCUGCUGGCUGAGAGUAGAGACAGAAAGUCACUGAAGCUCAGGGAAUCGUCUCUAUACAGUGAAGAAUUACUGGAGAUUGUGUGUGUCGCUUCCGCCUGCAAACCUACUUGAUGUUCUAUGGACAAAUUACAGUAUAAUGGCUGGCUUGAUAGGACAUAACUUUUUUGCACAUUCUCAAGAAGUUAAAUUUUACUCUGAGCAGAUCUCAAGACAUUUAUAGCCAAAUAUCUGCAAUGCACAGAAGGAAUUUUGAAGACCCUGUGACCCUUCACCUGGUGCUACAACAGGUGGUGCUUUUUUUCUUCUAUAAUUCAGGUAGUUUGUUAACAUUUAUCUCACUCUUAUCAAACCCUUGAAAUCACCAAAACCAACAAUGAAUUUCUGAAAAACAAACUGAAACCACACCAGUGAGGAAGCAUGUGACCCAGCUAUACUGGAUCACAUAUUCUGUCAUUAGUAUGCCAUGCUGAUUAACAAAGACAGGAAAAGGAAGCUAUUGAGAUUUGUAAGUUUUGGGAAUGGUUGAUAUUGGAGCACCCCCAACCUUAUCCUUCUACAGUCCAGUGUUGACUGUUCAAGUAACACCAAACUGGUGGGGAUUUUAGGGAUUUUAAGGAUUUAGCAGUACUUAGCGAUCAAAUUGUAUCUCUGUAAACAAAUAAACUGUGGUAUUAGUGAGUUAAAGGCUGUUCAGACAUAGGAAACAAACAAAACUGAUAUUUUGUGGGGCUACAGAUUCAGCUACAUUUACAUUUACUGUUAAGUAUGCUGGAAGUAGAGAUAAGUCAAAAACAACAGUUUCUGCAGUAGUCAUUCUUCACCAUGGCAUCUGUGAGUUUGGAAGGCCAGCUAGCUGGCUAAGUAACAACCUAAAGAGCUUAAGGCUAGUAUGACUUGUUUCAAACUAAGCCAGGCUAAUUAGCAAACAUAAUUUACUGUGGUUUGAAUGUAUUUUAGUUAGUAGCAGAGUUCUAGGCUUCAUAAUUUUACUUCUUUUACACUGAGCUUGUCUGACAUUAAUAACAGACCUAUUUGUUGAUUUUGCUGCUGACCUUCAAUCAGUGAGGUUAUUUUCGCUGCUGUGCCUGUGAGAAAUGCAGAAAUGUUUGCAAACACAAUAAUGUUGGUAUUUUCCAAGGGCAGUGAGUGACCUGCUUGUCAGGACAUAUAUGUGUAUCUGGAAUGAAAACAUGAGCUAGAUUUUAAAAGGUUAGUUCACCAACAUCACAAAAAACAUAUCACUGAUAUCAUCCCCAGAGAUUUUGAGAUAUCUGUCUCUUUUUUCCACCACUUCAGUGCAGUGGACAUGAAUGGAAUAUUGUGCUGCUAAAAACAUUUUAAAAACACCAUCACCAUGGGGUAUUCAUGAGGUCAACAGCACAGUCAUACUAACCACAGUUUAAACACAUGUGUUAAGUAGUUGCUAUUAAAAUACUGGAACAGAAGUAGAAAUAUGUGGGGGGUUUUAACCACAGAAUAGUCCCUAGUAUAUCUAGGGUGCUUGGUAGCAGAGAAAUGAUUUCUGUCAGCCGUGUUUGGCACAAACCCCCGUCACAUCUGCCACCCUCACUUCCCCAGAUACAAUGCAACCAGAAAGCUUCCUCUUUAUGAAUCUCUUAACUUUCAGCUUUACUUUCAGCAAGUUUUCUACAUGAACAGUGAUGCGCCAACCUUUUAAAUAUGAGGUGUAAAAAUAUCUGUUGGUCACCAUAAGGAUGCCAUAUAAUUUAAAGAUGUACCACAUCCUGUGACACAUGGUAUUUUAAAUAUACAAUGACUAACAUGAAUGUCUACGAACUUUUGGGUGUUUUCCCUCAGAUUAUUUUUGUCAGUGACAAAACCCUGUGAAAAUACAAAUCUAAAUGUGUCUAAAUGUGUCUACAUUAGGACAAUUUCUACUAAAACUUCUCAUGCAAUUUAUUUUGGGUUGUCAGCUUUUCAUGGUAAUGUGAUUCACUUUCUUAGUGGCAUUAACUCAUCUUCUGUUAAAAUGCAGACAUAGCCUUCUCAUCUUUCUUCCUGUUGCUCUCCACUGCCAGUUUGUCCAAAGUUGCAAAUAAAGGGCUUAACUCAGUCAUUGACUUCUAAAGCUGCAGAUAGAGUUAGCUUUUGAGUAAACAUGUUAUAUAAGAGUGACAUAUUUUGCCCACUUUCCAGCCCACUUUCCAGCCCACUAGAAUGAACCUAAUUCACAAAAUCUAACAUAUGGCACAAAGACACAUUCUCAGUGGCAAAAGUCCAAACAAAAUAUUUCAGUUAUUAUCUGUACUCGUCUGCAGAUACCCCACAGAUGGUCACCAGUGUAGACAGUUUCCCAGUCAUGAUAUCCUUAUAAUAACAUAAAAAAGAAUUUCAGUUGUAGAAGAAGUGUUGGUUGUCUGCAUCAAAGACUUUUCUCAGGAUGAAUAAAUCUCCCUGUCUUACAGAGGUCUCUUGACCAAUAUGAAUAGUAUUAGCUCACUAUUUCCGAUGCACUGAAAAGCUUUUGUGGUAUUUUCCAUUUAGUGGAGCUGUUGUCACUGAACUGGAGUGGAGUCUGAUUAAUAGCAGCUGUUUGGCAGAGAGAACUUAGCACGGAAUUCAGUCAUCCAGAGCAGUCUGCAGAGGAGUUUGAGUCUUUGCAAUAACAUGGUCAUGUUCAAACAGUGUUACAUUUUAUAUACUCGAAAUGAAAUGAAAAGAAAUGUUUUAUCUUGUAUGUGACUUUUCUUGUCUGGUCAUAAUACACACAAUUUUUUACCCUUACGCUGCCAAAAGGUUGUACAUAUUAUUGUCCUUAAAAUCUCAUGGAUGGAAUAAAGAUGCUCAUUAAAAGCAAAA
This is a messenger RNA of Lates calcarifer (barramundi perch), 3707 nucleotides long. RefSeq names its product interleukin 15 receptor subunit alpha (gene il15ra). The transcript is spliced from 8 exons. Lineage: Eukaryota; Metazoa; Chordata; Actinopteri; Centropomidae. Gene Ontology annotation, biological process: interleukin-15-mediated signaling pathway. Bases 127 to 861 code for a protein of 244 amino acids. Gene Ontology annotation, molecular function: interleukin-15 receptor activity. Gene Ontology annotation, cellular component: plasma membrane. The record is from RefSeq and is a predicted model, not a curated record.